UUCAAAGAAAGACUCCUUCAAAGUCCAAAGAGAAGCUCUAACAAAAACCACCACAACCAAAGCCUGAAACAAAAUCAGACCAUGAAGAAGCUCUACAGCAAAGGCAAAGUGCAUCCAUCACCGCCGGCCAUCGCCGACCAUUUAUCAUUGCUUCCCGCCACAAUUCUCACCCUCACGGUGGCUCUCUCUCCUCAAGACAGAGAAGUGUUGGCCUACCUCAUCUCCUGCUCUCCAACAUCCAAAAACUUCUCCGGCCACCAAAAAACCACCCGCAAAGGUGGUCUUGGUGGCGGAAGCGGCGGCGGUAGUUCUAAAGACCACCCUUCGCUGUUUCAGUGCGACUGCUUCCGGUGUUAUAUGAGCUAUUGGGCUCGUUGGGACACCUCACCUAACCGUCAACUCAUUCACGAGAUCAUAGAUGCUUAUGAAGAUAGGUUGUAUCAGAAGAACAAGAAGAAGGAUGUCAUGAAGAUCAAGAAGGAAAGAAGAAAGCGAGUUUGUAACGUGUCCGACGAGGAUCAGCGCGACUCCGGUGAGUCGGAACCGGUGGUGGAGGUGAGUUGCGGCGGUGGUGUUGAGGUGAAGGGUGAGGAUGGUGGACAGGUGGGGUUGGAGAAUAAGGGAUCGUUGAGAAGGCUUGUAAGCUUCAUUGGAGAGAGGAUUUGGGGUGUUUGGGGCAUAUGAAAAUGUUUAUCAAGGACAAGAAAAUCAGAAAGUGGUGGGUUUUUUUCGUUUUUUUUUUUUUUCUCUACAUUGCAAAUUUCUCUUCAUUUUAUUUUCCAUUAUUAGCUCAUAUUUUGUACAUGAUCAUCCUAGUUAAUUUUGUAAUGUAAUUAAGAAGAUGGGGUAAUUCUAAGACUAUCUAUCUUUCUUUUUCUCUCCCUC
Cornus florida is the source of this 885-nucleotide messenger RNA. RefSeq lists its product as uncharacterized. The record is from RefSeq and is a predicted model, not a curated record. The coding region runs from base 82 to 684 and encodes 200 amino acids. Lineage: Eukaryota; Viridiplantae; Streptophyta; Magnoliopsida; Cornales; Cornaceae. The transcript has a single exon.